UGGCUAAAUAUACAAAAAUUCCAACUAACAUUACAACUUCUAAACAACCACCACCCACCCACCAAUUAUUUAAAAUUACUCUUUAACUUCAACAACAAAAAUUCAACUGACACAUACAACAAUUGAAUUUUUAGUUCAAUGGAAACUGCCUAUAAUGUUUCAUUAAUAAUCAAGAAUCCAUCAAAUGAAGAUGAAUUUCUACUUGUUAAACAAAACCCACCUCCAAAAUUCAAUGAUAUUGAAUAUGAUUCCUUUUUAGAUUCCCCUUUAUGGGAUUUACCUUCUUCACCAUUAUUAUUACUUCUUGAUUCUCCUUCAAUUAAUCAAAUUUCCAUAAAUGUCCCUCAAUCUUGUUCACAUGGGGUUGAUUUAAGUCAAUUUGAUCUUAAUUCAGCUAUUCACAAGGUUCUAGAGCAAGUGGAAUUAGACAAUGCCACAAUCGAGUGGAAGUUCCUGAAGUACGUACAAGAACCUGAAUUUGGACCAGGAUUGCCGGUAAAGACCGUCUACAUCGUUGGAGCUUUGGAUCCUAAAAAUGGCAAAUUGAAAGAUGUUGAGUUCUGCAAGUGGAUGAGCAUCGAAAGAUGCAUUAGUAUGCUUACUGAAGUGAAGCCUAGCAGCGACCGUAUAGGAUCAUUGGUGGUUGUUGGUCUUCUGAAUGAUUCAAAUAAAUCCGGGACUUGGAGAAUUCCUCCCACCUUGCGAUGUCAGGAGUACCCUCUUGGUGUUAAAGUUAUACCGAUGGAAAGUAGAACAGCUAAGCCUUUUCGCACGACAAAUUUAGUUGUUUUCCUGCCUGAAGGCAAUGCUAGUGGGAGUGACGAUAGUUUUGUCGCUCAUGGGGAAGCACUCAUAGUAGACCCAGGAUGCAAGUCUGCUUCAUAUGAACAGCUCAAGGAAAUCAUUGCUGCUUUGCCGAGAAAACUAGUCAUCUUUGUGACGCAUCAUCAUAAUGAUCAUGUUGAUGGUCUUUCAGUAGUCCAGAAGUACAGUCCUGAUGCUUGUCUUUUGGCUCAUGAAAAUACGAUUCGUCGAAUUAGAAAAGACGAUUGGACUCUCCCAUAUGUUUCAGUUUCUGGAUCUGAGGAAAUUUCGAUAGGAGGUCAGAGAUUGAGAAUUAUCUCAGCACCGGGACAUACAGAUGGACAUAUGGCACUGCUUCAUGUUAGUACAAACUCGUUGAUUGUAGGGGAUCAUUGUGUGGGCCAAGGAAGUGCUCUUUUAGAUGGUGCGUCUGGUGGAAAUAUGAAGGAUUACUUUGAGACGACGUACAAGUUCAUUGAGGUCUCGCCUCAUGCUUUGAUUCCAAUGCAUGGAAGAACUAAUAUGUGGCCAAAACACAUGCUCUGUGGGUAUCUCAAAAACCGGAGACAGAGAGAAUCAACCAUCUUAAAGGCCAUAGAGAAUGGCGCCAAAACGUUGUUUGACAUAGUUGCUUACACUUAUGCGGAUGUUGACCGAAGCCUCUGGUUUUAUGCCUCAUCAAAUGUGAAACUGCAUGUGGAUCAUCUAGCACAGCAGGACAAGUUACCAAGUGAUUUCUCGUUAGAAAAUUUCUAUCGCAGUUGUGCUGAGUUUGCUGGCAUGGUGCAUAAAAUAUAAGGGAACUUUCAGAAAGCUACCCCCAAAGACUGGCAGUUAGCUUUCUUCGUAUUGGUUGGACGACUACUUGUAAUAGCUAGUCUGUACUGCCUGCAUACAUUACGUCAGAUACAGUCUUGAAUGCAGAUCGUUUUUCUCAAUUAUAUACGAGUACAACCUGUACAACUACUUCUGUUCGUGCUCUUGGCUAUCAUAUUGUCAUUUCCAUCAUCAAUUUGCAGGAUUUUUCGGUCCAAAAGUUUCAGGCAACUUGUGGCCUGCGUUUCCUUUUUAGGUGGGUAUUGGAAUUAUCAAGUAAUACAAUAAAGCAUCACCCGGUGAGAGCAUCCUUAUUAGUCGGUACUGGGGCCGUGGCCAUCGGUUAUUUAGCUGUAUCCUUCUCCGCAAAGAAACAAAGAUUUUUCUAGUUGAUGCCAACGCUUCUUUCUCCGGAAGGCAGAAGCUGGCUACCGGCAGGCUACAGGUCUCAUCCUCCCUCUCAUUGUACCAGAAGCUCUAGUAAAAGCGUGACGAUGUUUCAAUGCUAUUUUUAGUAGUAAAAUACGAUUGAUAGUGUUGUGCGCAUAACUCGCCAUAAUUGUUCUGCUUGUCUGCAUUUCUGAUACUUCUUUGUGGCUAAAAGAACGAGAUUGGAUCAAUAUUAGAAUUGUAAGACAAGAUAGUGUUAAUUGAUCACACUACUUCCGCGACAGUUAUUACCGAAACCAUCUUUUAUUUA
Capsicum annuum is the source of this 2320-nucleotide messenger RNA. RefSeq lists its product as uncharacterized. The coding region runs from base 139 to 1602 and encodes 487 amino acids. Gene Ontology annotation, cellular component: plastid. The transcript is spliced from 12 exons. NCBI's taxonomy places the organism in Eukaryota, Viridiplantae, Streptophyta, Magnoliopsida, Solanales, Solanaceae. The record is from RefSeq and is a predicted model, not a curated record.